Molecule: messenger RNA, 756 nt
Organism: Strongylus vulgaris
Lineage: Eukaryota; Metazoa; Nematoda; Chromadorea; Rhabditida; Strongylidae
Source: the annotation of a GenBank genome assembly
AUGAUCGAUACCCAUUGCCAUCUGGUGGAUAACAAAUUCAAAUCAGACAUUGGUGAAGUUAUAGACCGUGCGAAGGAGAAUGGCGUCAAACAUGCUGUUGUAUGCACCGAGUAUGCGAGUCAGUUCGAUUCAGUAUUGGAUCUUCAUACGAAGUAUCCCGAAUUUGUCAUCCCUGCUAUAGGAAUCCAUCCUAUACAGAAAAAGAAUAAAUCCGUGAGGAUUACCGACGUGGAGGGUAUGGAAACUUUCCUAGGCGAGUACCGUGAUGUCAUCAAAUGCAUAGGAGAAAUUGGUUUGGAUUACACACAAUACUACAAAAUAACAGCUGAGAACAUCGUUGUGCAGAAAGAAGUUCUUGCUAAGCAGAUAGAAUGGGCAAAGCGAUUCCAUCUACCCAUGACCGUCCAUUCUCGAGCAGCUUGUGGAGACACUGUUGAUUUUCUCAUUGAAAAUAGCGCCGAAAGGGUCGCUCUGCAUGCCUUCAAUGGGUCAUUGGAAGAGGCUAUGCGUGGCAUAGAAGCCGGAUUCUUCUUCUCCAUUCCUCCAUCGUUCACUACUGGUGAUCAUAAGCGUUUCUUAAUCGAAGCGGUUCCCAUGGAUAAGUUGUUGCUUGAAACCGACUCACCAGUGCUGGGCCCUGUCAGAGGAGAAAGAAAUGAGCCCGCAAAUGCUAGGCUAUCCGCUACUUUUAUUGCUGAGGUACGUUUACUAAGCAGGAAGGAUAUGUGUUUACAAAUAGAAUUUUGUUAUCAAUAG